AUGGAGAGCAUCGUACGGCUCAAGCGGCCGCCGCCGAAGACGAGCGUCGAGAGAGCGGCGCCUUUACGGUUACUCACGAGCUAUUCGAGCGUCGUCGAGGCGCUGCGAAAGGAGUUAGACACGACGCAGGCGGGAGACGUCGUGAGGUUUAGCGUGUACGUGUUCGAAAGUGGAAAGAGUUCAGACGCCGUCAUCGCGGCGAUGAGGCGGGCGGUCAAGCGAGGGGUGACGAUUAGGUGCGAGAUAGACGGGUCGCCGGUGAGCAAGUUUACGAGAUGGUGCGAGCAAAGCACGACUCUGACGGAUGAGUUACAGGCGCUCCAGUGUGAGCUCGGGAGGGAGCGGUUCUCCUUUAAGCCCGUAAAACAGGCGUCGCACGCCAAGUUCAUGAUUGUGCAGCGCAAGCGAGGCGGCGGUAUGCCCUCCAUUAUCUUUGGCGGCGUGAACAUAGGUGACAGAUUUUCGCACUGGCGGGACUUCGCGAUUCGGGCAGAGGGUCAAGCCGUCGUAGACGCCUUGAGAGCCACGAUGAGGCGAUCUUCAUCGACCGUCGCGAGCGAUACGGCCGAUAUCGUCUUUGCGAGUAACGUCCCGACGGGAUUUUGCCCCAUGGCGUGGACGUUUCCGAGAUACUUUCGGUUUCCCGGGAGAUUUGACAUACAACGAGCGAUGACGGAUUUACUCGAAGACGAGCGCUACACCAGGUACUACGUCGCCAUGGCUUACAUAGAUUCGAUGGGGGUCGACUUAUUGGCGAGCACACUUCGCCGAGACAACACAACGCUCACGCUCGUCGUGCCAAGAACUCCAAACGUGUAUCACGACGCCAAUCGCAAGGCGCUCGGGCGACUGAUCAAAGCCAACGACGGGAGAGAGGAUAAUCUGAAAAUACUUUUGUUGGACGACAUGCUUCACGCCAAGGCGUUCCACGCUGAGAGUGACGACGAUUCGAUACCGGCGGUGGGUAUGAUUGGGAGUUGCAACCUGAAGCAGCGCUCUCUCGGGCAGUUUGUUGAACUUAACGCGACGAUUCGUCAGCCCGCGCUCACCAUGGCGCUGCGGAGGCAUCUGCGCGAACUCGCCCACGAAGCUUCGCCACUCAGCGCGGACGAUUUGCGGUAUCAGGAACCAAAAGCGACGAUCGAGGAGUGGCUAGGAUGA
Messenger RNA from Ostreococcus tauri, 1161 nucleotides. Its product is annotated as Phospholipase D-like domain. The transcript has a single exon. The record is from RefSeq and is a predicted model, not a curated record. NCBI's taxonomy places the organism in Eukaryota, Viridiplantae, Chlorophyta, Mamiellophyceae, Mamiellales, Bathycoccaceae. The coding region runs from base 1 to 1161 and encodes 386 amino acids.